GCCGCCGCCGCCGGCGAGCGGGACCGGCACCGGCAGCAGCAGGACCGGGACCAGGGAGGGGGCGCGGCGCAGAGCUGUUUCCGUGCCUAGUCCGGAGCCUUGGGCUUUCAACUUGGAUAAUCUGGCGCUAUGCAUCCAGCCCCCGGGCGCUUCCAGGCACUGCUGCUCCUCGCCGGCCUCGUCGCUGCCACCAGCCCAGAUUUAACUCCACGUUUCAUUUCUGAGCCCUCCUCUGCCGUCCAGAAGUCCGGCGAGCCCGUCCAGCUCCGCUGCUCUGCCGAGCCCUCCACAGCUCACCUGUCUUGGCUGUUUAAUGGGGAGCCUCUGGACAGCAGGGCCGGAGAAGUGGAAAUCCAGGCGGGAUCUCUGACAAUCGCCUCCCUCAGCCCGGCGACGUGCGGCCGCUAUCAGUGCGUGGCGAGCAGCGGUGUGGGCGCCGUGCUGAGCCGGCCUGCCACGGUGUCCAUGGGCAGUUUAGGUGACUUUGAUGCCUCAGUGACAGCUGCCAUUGCAGCAGAGGAAGGAGGCUCAGCUCUCAUCGGGUGCAAGGUGCCAGAAAGUCACCCCAAAGCACAGGUUCGCUUCCAAGUGCGGGGGAAAUGGCUGGAACAAUCAAGAGACAACUACCUAAUUCUUCCAUCUGGAAACCUGCAGAUUUUGAAUGUAUCUUUAGAAGACAAAGGAUCCUACAAAUGUGCAGUGUACAACCCAGUCACUCGUGAUCUCAGAGUAGAACUCACUGGACGUAAGCUCACAGUCACACGCCCUUCCUCAGGUGGCUCCCACAUCCUUCACCCUCUGGCCCCCCAGACUCUGGCAGUGCCCCAGCACAGUGCCCUGACACUGGAGUGUGUGGUCAGUGGGGCGACUCCCUCCGUCCGCUGGGUCAAGGACGGCCGGGACGCGCUGGGGCGAGGCCGGUGGGAACUGCUGCACUCCCACCUGGUGACGGACAGGCUGGAGGCAUCAGAUGCUGGGAACUACUCCUGCGUGGUGGGAGCUGACUCCGGAGCAGUGAAAUACGUUAACUAUUCACUUACUGUACUUGAACCUGCCUCGCUCUCCAAGGGGCUCCAGGAUGAAACCGUGGCCGCCGGGGCGACUGUGCAUUUCUGGUGCGACGUCCGUGGCAUCCCCGCUCCAGCCCUCACCUGGCUCCACAACGCCGCUCCCCUCCGGCCCUCCCCGCGGCACUUCCCGACGGGAAACCACCUCUGGAUCUGCGGGGUCACCCCGGGGGACUCCGGCUUGUACCAGUGCGUGGCAGACAAUGGAAUUGGGGUUGUGCAGUCCACAGGGAGGCUCCGUGUCCAGCCAGGCACAGGCUCUGUCCCUGUCAUAGUCUCUUCCCCCGGGAGCGUCACCGUGGUGGCUGGUGGGGAUGUGACGCUGUCCUGCAACGCCACCGGGCUCCCCGCGCCCACUGUCCUCUGGUACGACAGCAGGGGCCUGGUGACCAGCCACCCUGCCCAGGUGCUGCAUCCCAGAGUGCAGAGGCCUCCUCCAGAAGGGCCGGAGCCCUCCUGCCUCUCCGUGUCCCAGGUGGGCUGGAGCUCCCUGCGCCUGCGGAACGUGACUCCGGAGCGCGCCGGCGAGCUCAGGUGCGAAGCCGUCAACGAGCACGGCUCUGCCGUGUCCAGAGCCUUCCUCACAGUCGUUCCUCCAGCAACUGGCACGAGAGCAGGAGAAACAGCUCCUCUGGAGCUUGCCCAGAGCGAUGAGAGCGGGGGUGAUUUCGGUGCAGAGGCGGCGUUUUCGAGCUCCCCUCCGACCAAAGCGCCUCCGGACGCGGCUGCGAUGGACAAAGCGCCGAGCGCGGCCGCCCCGCCCGAGGCCCCCAUCAUCCUGAGCCCCCCCCAGACACCAAAACCGGACACCUACAGCCUGGUGUGGCGGCCAGGCCGGGCCGGGGGGCUGCCCAUCAACGCCUACUUCGUCAAAUACCGCAAGCUGGAGGACAGCGUGAGUGCAGCGGGCAGCUGGCACACCGUGCGUGUCCCCGGCAGCGAGAACGAGCUGCGGCUCACGGAGCUGGAGCCCUCCAGCCUCUACGAGGUGCUGAUGGUGGCCCGGAGCGCCGCCGGCGAGGGCCAGCCGGCCAUGCUGACCUUCCGCACCAGCAAGGAAAGAACAUCAUCCUUGAAAAACACUCAGGCUCCAUCACCACCCAUGGGCAUCCCUAAACAACCCGUUGUUCAUGAAGGCACAAAUAAUUUCGGUGUUGUCCUUCCAGACCUGUCUCGCCACAGCGGAGUUCCAGAAGCUCCAGACCGACCCACCAUCUCCACAGCAUCGGAAUCAUCCGUCUACGUCACGUGGAUCCCCCGGGCCAACGGGGGCUCCCCCAUCACAGCCUUCAAAGUGGAGUACAAGCGCCUGGGUCGCAACAGCGACUGGCUCAUCGCAGCCGACAACAUCUCUCCCUCCAAGCUGUCCGUGGAAGUUCGGAACCUGGAGCCAGGAGAAAUGUACCGGUUCCGCGUGAUCGCGGUCAACAACUACGGGGAGAGCCCGCGCAGCGCCGCGUCCCGCCCGUACCAGGUCGCCGGAUUCACCAGCCGCUUCUCCAGCCGCCCCAUCGCGGGACCCCACAUCGCCUACACCGAGGCCAUCAGCGACACGCAGAUCAUGCUGAAGUGGACGUACAUUACAUCCAGCAACAACAACACGCCCAUCCAAGGAUUUUACAUCUAUUACCGGCCCACGGACAGUGACAACGACAGCGACUACAAGCGGGACAUUGUGGAAGGUACGAAGCAGUGGCACCUGAUAAAUCACCUGCAGCCUGAAACUUCUUAUGACAUUAAGAUGCAGUGCUAUAACGAGGGAGGGGAGAGCGAGUACAGCAACGUGAUGAUCUGCGAGACCAAAGUGAAACGCACGCCGGGAGCGUCGGAGUACCCGGUGAGAGACCUGAGCACGCCGCCGAGCCCCCCGGAGCGGGCGGGGGGCGGCGGGGCCGGGCCCGCCAGCGGCCCCGUGCGCAGCAGCGACAUGCUCUACCUGAUCGUGGGCUGCGUCCUGGGCGUCAUGGUCCUCAUCCUCAUCGUCUUCAUCGCCAUGUGCCUGUGGAAGAACCGGCAGCAGAGCGCCCUGCAGAAAUACGACCCUCCUGGGUACCUGUACCAGGGGACGGAUAUCAACGGGCAGAUGAUCGAGUACACGACCCUGCCCGGCACGAGCCGCGUCAACGGCAGCAUCCACGGGAGCUUCCUCGGCAACGGCCUCGGCAACGGCUGCCCCCACCUCCACCAUAAAGUCGCCAAUGGAGUCAAUGGGAUCAUGAAUGGAGGAGCAGGACUGUACCCAGGGCACACCAACUCCCUGUCCAGGACACACGUGGACUAUGAACACCCCCACCACCUCGUGAACGGUGGCGGGAUGUACACGGCCGUGCCGCAGGCUGACCCCUCGGAGUGCAUCAGCUGCCGGAAUUGCCGGAACAAUAACAGGUGCUUCACCAAAACCAACGGCACCUUCGGCAGCGCCGCCCUGCCCGUGGUGCCCCUGGGAGCCCCUUUCCAGCAGGACGGUGUGGAGAUGAAGCCCCUGAGCCCCCACGUCAUGGUGGCCAUGUGCUUGGCCUCUGCUGUCCCGGAGUGCAGUGCCCGGCUGGAGGAGGACGGCAAGGAGGGCUCGGAGCAUCCCUCCCCCCAGCACCCCUGCUGCCAGGAGGGCGUGGGCCGGCUCUCCGUGGACUGCAUGGACGGCGACAGCUGCGUGCACUCGGAAACAUCGAACCACAUUCUGAGCUGGAGUCCCCUCAUUCUGCAGCCUGUUUCCAAGGACUGUAAGGAAAAACCAGGAUGGAGUUCAUCCGGAGUCACCUUAAACGGUUCUGGGGACCUUCGGCAGCUCCAGCUGCGGGAAACCUGAGGAAGUGACCGUUGUCCCCACUGAACGCCAGGAACUGCCAGUGUCGCUGAGAGGGAGUGACGGGGGGAUGUUAAUUAUAACAGAGAGAGUCACUAUUUAUUUUUUGUAGUAGUGUCAUAUGAAUGUAUCUUGGUUUUCAAAAUGGUUGCCUUUUUAUAUUAUUUAUGCCUUGAAAUCCCUUUUUGUUUUUUUUUUUUGUGGUUUUUUUUUUUCCCCCCUCACACGCCGCGAAACUAGCCCUGGUUAUGUGUAUAAAAAAGAAUUGUAAUAAUAUAAAGAACGAGGAUGGGAAAUGUGGAGUGCGUUUCCGUGGCAUGUUACCAGUGUGAGAAGCACUUCCGAGGAGCCCGGGACAGGGAUUUGAGCAGGUCUGAUGUGGUGACCAAUGGCUGCCACCUCCCUGGCAGCUCGGCGACGUGGUACUCAAACCAUCCUUUCCAUGAACACAUCCCAUCCUCUUUUGGUUUCUCUGGGAAGAUCUCAAUGGGAAAAUGAGAAAAUAAAUAAGAAAAAUCACCCUCAGCUGAGUCCGUCCAGCGCAGCUGAAGCAGAUCUUGGGUCGGUGACUGUGUCUUCAGAUGCUUGAUAACCCUUCUGUCUGCAGAAGUACAGGGGGAAAUCCAGCCUGUCUCACCUUGCCGCUCACAGAAGACAAAAUCCAGUUCUACUCUUGCUUUGAGGGAGUACUGACAGCUUGGAUAGCUCCGAAAUGAAAGCAGUGGUGUCGGAGCAGCUCCCACCGGCCCCGCGCGUGGCUGUCAGGAACCCACCCGCCCCGGACACAGCACGAUGGAGGUGUUGCAACCUUAACUGCAGGGUUUGGGGUUUUGGAUCCUCCCAGCCGAAGCUGCCUUAUUCUGAAGUUCCCUGCAAACCCUGGACCUCACACCCAUGGGUUUUGACUGGCAUGUACCCUGGAGCCACCACAGAGCCCCCUCCUCCCCCUUUGUUUAUCUCCUCCUUGCAGUCUGGACUUUCCCUUCACAGGACCUCCCCUUUACCAUGGAGAGGCUGGAGUUCACCUCUGGCUGCUUCGUCCUCCCCGAACACUGAGAUUUAACCACGGUUUUAAACGACCUUGCUUAAAUCCCCCCCUGUAUCGUGGGUGUGUUGGAUAAAGACACUCUGUUUUCCAGAGAAUCCGUAAUAUCCCUUUGAAAUGUUAUGUAUUUGGAAACGAUGCUGUUUUGCAGGGGUUUGGGGUAGGGUGUGUAUUUUUGGGGGUGAUGCUGCUCUUUGGCCAGCAUGGGGAUUGAUGCUCUGUGGGCACUGAUUUGAGGUGUCACUCGAUACUUCCCAAUGGAUAAUUAACCAAAUAUAGGACAAAUGGCCCAA
Lepidothrix coronata (blue-crowned manakin) is the source of this 5211-nucleotide messenger RNA. It is a transcript of the gene CDON, whose product is annotated as cell adhesion associated, oncogene regulated. Gene Ontology annotation, cellular component: plasma membrane; axon. Gene Ontology annotation, molecular function: protein binding. The coding region runs from base 130 to 3876 and encodes 1248 amino acids. Lineage: Eukaryota; Metazoa; Chordata; Aves; Passeriformes; Pipridae. The record is from RefSeq and is a predicted model, not a curated record. Gene Ontology annotation, biological process: cell-cell adhesion; nervous system development; axon guidance. The transcript has 21 exons.